Linum tenue is the source of this 1293-nucleotide messenger RNA. NCBI's taxonomy places the organism in Eukaryota, Viridiplantae, Streptophyta, Magnoliopsida, Malpighiales, Linaceae. The record is from the annotation of a GenBank genome assembly.
AUGACACGUCAUCAGUCAUGGAUCACCGGCAGCCUCUGCUCCUCCACCACCGCCACCGCCGUCUCCCUCUCCGACGACUCCACCACCACCUGCUCUUCUUCUUCCUCCACCGCCAGCAGCCUCAGUAGCCUCCAGAGCAAUCUCUCUCUCCAAACCCACCCUUCCCUUCCUUCCCUCCAAAAAUCCCCCGCCGACUAUUCCCCUUACUCCUCCGCCGCCGCCUCUCCCGCCGCCGCCGACUUCCACUGCUCCAACACCCUCCGCCCCCGCCCGGACCUCCCAAUCACCUGCCUCGUCGUCAACGGCGACCUCCUCUACGCCGCCUCCGGCCACCAGAUCACCGUCUACCACCGCGCCACCGGCGCCCUGCUUGAGUCCUUCAACGACGCCGCCUCCGCCGCCGACGGCGGCUCAGUCAAGGCCGUCGCGUUUCUUGACGGCAAGGCCUUCUCCGCCCACCAGGACGGCAAGAUCCGCGCCUGGAAACCGUCGGCGGAACGCCGGCGCCACAAGUUCCUCGCCGCGCUACCCACCGCCGCCGACAAGCUCCGCCACUUCGCCUUCCCGAGCAGCUACGUCACCGUCCGUCGCCACAGGAAGAUCCUCAAGAUCCAGCACGCCGACGCCGUCGCCGCCGUCGCCGGCGGCGGCGGUGGAGCGAUCUACUCCGUCUCGUGGGACCGGAGCCUGAAGAUCUGGAGCGCGUCGUCGCUCCGCUGCCUGGAUUCCAUCCCCCGGGCCCACGACGACGCCGUCAGCGCCGUUGCCGUCUCCACCGACGGCACAGUCUACACCGGGUCGGCUGACCGUCGGAUCCGGGUCUGGUCCAAACCCGACCCGACGCGGCACAGGCACGCGCUGGUCGCGACGCUGGAGAGGCACAAGUCUGCGGUCAACGCGCUGGCUUUAAACGACGACGGAUCGGUCCUGUUUUCGGGGUCGUGCGACCGGUCGAUUUUGGUGUGGGAGAGGGAGGACAGCGCGAGCCACAUGGCGGUCACCGGGGCGCUGAGGGGACACGGGCAGGCGGUGCUGUGCCUGAUCAACGUCUGCGAUCUGUUGAUCAGCGGGUCUGCGGAUCGGACGGUGAGGAUCUGGCGGAGGAGUAGCGUGGACGCCAAGUACGGUUGUUUGGCGGUUAUGGAGGGGCAUAAGAAGGCGGUGAAGUCGCUGGCGGCGGUGGAGGGUGAGGACGGCGUCGUUUGGGUGUACAGUGGGAGUUUGGACGGGGAGGUUCGGGUGUGGCAGCUGACAGUUCCGAAAACGUACAGCCGUCCGGAGAUUAUUAUUUGA